Molecule: messenger RNA, 938 nt
Organism: Heterobilharzia americana
Lineage: Eukaryota; Metazoa; Platyhelminthes; Trematoda; Strigeidida; Schistosomatidae
Source: the annotation of a GenBank genome assembly
AACUUGUAAAAUGAAGGACGUUAAUCAACAGCAACAUCUCAGUCCUUUGAUCGUCCAAUCUUCUAAAAUAAAUGGAUGGUUAAUAUCUCGAAAUUUGAUACAACGAGACUACCCAAAGAAGCUAAGGGAGAUUGAAUGCAAAAUCGAUGACAUUAUCAAUAAAAACUCAGAUAUAUCCAUACAGAUUUCUGAAAGUUCAUCGUUGUAUUUAGGAUGUAGAGAUAUCUUGGAUAUCUUAACGCAAACAGACAACAAGACCGACUUUUUUGGACGUUCGAGUCCACUGGUCCGCGCAUGGUCGGAAAUUGUUAGUUUGUUUCAAAAGAACAAUCUGUUUUUCGCUGAGGUUGGAGAUGCAAUUAAUGAGUUGUCAGCUGUGCAAGUUCCUAGAUGUAAAUUGUUUAUUGCAGAAAGGCAGAAACAUUUGUUGAGCUUACAUCAAAAGCUUAGGGAACAGAACUUGAAUUUGAGCCACAAGGAAGAGCUUUUGGAAAAGGUGUACAAAGAAUUCCGGUUUGAUACUGAAGAGAAAAACGUCAAGUUGCGCCUUCUUGAGGAGGCCGAAAAUGUCCCGAAAUUCCUGGCAGACUUUGUCCGUUCUCUUGCUGCUUUAGAUACAGCUCUUAAGCUAUACAACAGCUUCAAAACAUUCGUUGUAGGAGGGUUAUUUGGCAGAAAUGAUAGUCAUGCCUGGUGAAUAUGUAAAACCAUCACUCAAAAACAAGAGGGAGUAACUCAGCAAUUCCUUACUCGUAAAAUGUAAUGCUGGCCAAAUUACUCAAGUGCUUUAAUUUGAAGGAUCACAUAUAUUGAGUGAAGUACCACGGCAGAUUCAAUGUAAUUUUCAAGGGACAUGCAUCUCCGGGUUCAUUGAAACUUCAAGAUGUAAUGUAUAGACAAUAAUAAAUAAUACUGAUAACAAUAUAUCACCUUCCUGA